GCAAAACUAUGAAAAUGGAGCAAAGAUCAGAUGGACCUCCCUCCCGUGCAACGAACUUCGCAACCCAAAACGACAUGGUUCCUUUCGUGAGAACCCUGACAGAGUGCACUACUCAGGUGCUAACAUUUGCAAAGGGGCUCCCAGGAAUUCGCUAUCUCCUGCAAGAUAUUCCCUUUGCGGAAACUUGUCGUUUACUAAGUUCGGGUGGUGGCUGUUUUCUCAAAAGUGCUGCCGAGGCCACUAUCCAUUCAACAAACAAAGCAGCCAGGCAAUCUGGUCAGGCGGUCAUUUGGUGUACCGAAAUACUUGGCUGUUUAACAUUGGCCUCCUACACGGAAGACAAUCUAGGAUCCGUUCAAACUUCUCUUGGUCUAAUUAUUGGCACUUUGGAUGAAAUAUUAGAAGCACUCGAACUGCAUUUCCAUCUGGUAGGGCUUGUCCCCUCCAAGAACACGCCCCUUUCGGAUUUCCUAUACGCUGACGCUGGCCCUAUUGGAAACCUAGAUAAGAGACCGGGAGAAGUUGCCUUUUUCCCCAAAUCGACAACACCGGACUCGAACAAUGAAACUCAGGACACACCGUACUACCGUUACGCGUCCGACCCCCUUUUGCCAUGGCGCAUACAUGCAACUGACCAUUCAGAUGGACGUGAGACGAAGAAGAAGGUUGGAGCAGCUGUGGAACACGUUAUCAGCCUCGAACAACGCUUCCUUUUAGAAGCUGGUUUCGGAAGAAAAAAGCAGAUUGCAUUUGAACAGAAAGCAGAUCGAGAGUUCCGUGCCUCGAACGAAUUGCCCGAGGAGGUCAUGAUGACGAACCCAACAAAUGCAUUAAAGCAUAAACUUGAUGUAUAUUAA
Dibothriocephalus latus is the source of this 857-nucleotide messenger RNA. The record is from the annotation of a GenBank genome assembly. NCBI's taxonomy places the organism in Eukaryota, Metazoa, Platyhelminthes, Cestoda, Diphyllobothriidea, Diphyllobothriidae.